GGGGCGGCCGGGCCGGCAGGCUCCCCGGGGCAGCAUGGAGGAAGCGGAGGCGGCGAAGGCGGCGGUGACGGACUCGCUCCUCUCCGGGGCCUGCGUGCUCUUCACCCUCGCCAUGUUCUCCACCGGCCUGUCGGACCUUCGGCACAUGCGCCUCAGCCGCAGCGUGGACAGCGUCCAGUUCCUGCCCUUCCUCACCACCGACGUCAACAAUCUGAGCUGGCUCAGCUACGGAGGCCUGAAGGGCGACUGGACGCUCAUCUUGGUCAACGCGGUGGGGGCGGCGCUCCAGACCCUCUACAUGCUCACCUACCUCUACUACGUCCCGCGCAAGGGCCCUGCCCUCCUGCAGACGGUGGCUCUGCUGGGCGUCCUGCUCCUGGGGUAUUGCUACUUCCAGCUCCUCGUGCCCGACCCAGGCGUCCGGCUCCAGCAGCUGGGGCUCUUCUGCAGCUUCUUCACCAUCAGCAUGUACCUCUCGCCCAUGGCGGACCUGGCCAAGAUCAUCCAGACUCAGUCCACCAAGUGUCUGUCCUACCCCUUGACUGUGGCCACGCUGCUCACCUCCUCCGCCUGGACCCUCUACGGCCUGCGGCUCCACGACCUCUACAUCACGGUCCCCAACGUGCCUGGCAUCGUCACCAGCCUCAUGCGACUCUGGCUGUUCCGGCGAUACCCCCCGACGCACGACCGGGCCUACAGGCCCCUCCAGGCCUGAGCCGGGGGGCACCGAGAUGACCCCGGAGCCGCCCGCCCUUCCCUUCCCCGUCCGUCGCCGGGAAGGAUUCGAGGGGGGUGGGCCUCUUCCGCGGGCAGGGGGGUGGGGGAC
This is a messenger RNA of Ornithorhynchus anatinus (platypus), 826 nucleotides long. It is a transcript of the gene SLC50A1, whose product is annotated as solute carrier family 50 member 1. The record is from RefSeq and is a predicted model, not a curated record. Gene Ontology annotation, biological process: carbohydrate transport. Gene Ontology annotation, molecular function: sugar transmembrane transporter activity. Gene Ontology annotation, cellular component: membrane. The transcript is spliced from 6 exons. Lineage: Eukaryota; Metazoa; Chordata; Mammalia; Monotremata; Ornithorhynchidae. Bases 35 to 715 code for a protein of 226 amino acids.